This is a messenger RNA of Penicillium digitatum Pd1, 18276 nucleotides long. The record is from RefSeq and is a predicted model, not a curated record. Lineage: Eukaryota; Fungi; Ascomycota; Eurotiomycetes; Eurotiales; Aspergillaceae.
AUGCUGAAGACCUUUACGGGAAAUGAUGAAAUUUGCACCGGUGUUGUAUUUCAAAAUUCGCAGCUUGAUGCGGUGACCACCGUGGUAGAAGAACAGGCUACUGUGAUAGAGUUGCUUCGGUCAAUUGCAAUUGGGACAGGAAGCAUCAAAGAUUCGAUGGCGGAGCUGCCCUUCAACACGGCGGUCUACUUCGCUAGCAAAAGAGAAGAAAUUUCCAGGGACCGAAAAGAUUUUGAGGUAUCCCUGCUAGUGGUUGAUGGACAAACCGGGAUGGAUAUAACUCUGAUGUAUCAAGAGAAUCAUCUUGCACCAUCUCAUGCACAGCACGUGGCAAAAACGGCUAGUCAGUUGUUGAAGGAAUUCCAGCUUGAUGCGAGCCGACAAAUCUCGCAAAUCAACCUCCUGCACCCUGAGACUGAGACGCAGUUGCAAAAUUGGGGCAGUAACCCCCUAGAAGUGGUUAAAGAUUGUGUGGGCCAUCUCUUCGAAGAGACAGUACGACAGAGGCCACUAAAUGAGGCAGUGUGCACAGCAGAGGAGGUCUUCACAUACCAGGAGCUGAAUCGCCUCAGUGGCAGACUAGCCAUUCACCUGCAGAGUUUGGGAGUUGGGCCGGAAGCUGUAGUAAUUUUGUGUUUCCCCAAAUCUGCCUGGGCUGUGGUGGCCAUGAUGGCUGUCAUUCGUGCAGGUGGUGCCAUCUUGUUUCUGGAUCCAUCACAUCCCACUGCCCGACACCGUGAAAUUGCAGAUCAAGUUGCAACGCAAUGGAUGCUCACUGCACCAGAAAACGCUGCCCAGAUGCAAUGGCUUGGAGGCGUGGUAUUGCCUAUCGACCGUGUCUUUCUGGAUUCUCUGGGGCCAAUUCCCCAGGAAACGGCUCUAAUAUCUACCGCGAUCCCAUCAAACACAUUGUACAUCAUCUUCACCUCGGGUAGCACUGGAAAACCCAAAGGAUGUGUAAUAGAACACCAGCAGUUCUUGACUGGGUCUCGUGCACAGCAGAAAGCGUCUGGGAUGGAUCACAAUGAUCGAGUGUUGCAGCUAGCAUCGUUCACCUUUGACGUGAGUAUCCUCGAGAUUCUCACUUCGCUCAUAUCGGGGGCCUGUGUCUGUAUCCCAGACGACGGACAGCGGUCAAAGGGCCCAGCACCCUGUAUUCAGCAAUUUGACAUUACGUGGGCAUUCCUCACACCAUCGCUGGUAAAAUCCAUGCAUCCUGAGCAGGUCCCGACGCUUAAGUUUCUGGUGCUGGGAGGUGAAGCUGUCCUGGAGGAAAAUAUUCAUGUCUGGGCACCGCACGUGCGAUUGGCUAACGGAUAUGGACCAACCGAAUGCUCCAUCGCUGCAACAGCUCAUGUUCCGUUGUCCAUCCACGCCAAUCCUAUGAACAUUGGAUAUCCUCUGGGCGGCUGCUGUUGGAUUGUAAAGCCGGAUGACCACGAUAGUCUGGUUCCAAUUGGAGCUCCAGGAGAGCUGCUGAUCCAAGGUCCUAUCGUCGCACGGGGAUACUUCAAUGAACCCGAAAAGACUCAAGCCGUCUUCUUGGAUUCGACGAAGUGGGCUCGAGCCAAUCCUACAUCCCCCUCACGCGUCUACAAGACUGGUGACUUGGCUCGUUUUAAUGCAAACGGCACAAUCCACUUCAUUGGCCGGAAAGAUAGGCAGGUAAAGCUUCGGGGCCUACGAGUUGAACUGGGUGAGAUAGAACACCGCAUCGCAGCUCACCCACUUGUUAGCCAGGUUUCUGUUGUGCUCGUAAAAGAUGGACCUUGUCAGGCAAAAUUGACCGCCAUCAUCUCAUUGAUUGAUCUCCAAAAUACAUCUAAAAAUCUCGAGCUGCUCACCGGAGACCAAUACAGCUCUACCGCAGCACAUCUGAUAGCCAUCGCGAAGUCAGUCUCAGCGCAGCUGCCCAGCUACAUGUUGCCAACUGUCUGGGCGCCCGUUUGGUCGAUCCCGUUGACAGUCUCCGGAAAGCAAAAUGGUGUGGCAGUUCGCCAAUGGGUGCAGGAAAUGUCCCUCGAGACAUACAAUUACCUGAUCGGAAAGGGUGGUGAUCUUCAGCGGGUCAUUCCAUCAAAUGACCGCGAGCGCGAAGUUGAAGCGCUUUGUUGUGAAAUUCUGGGCUCUGUUCAGCACGAUGAUGUGUGGUUGAACAAGUCAUUUAUCCAAAACGGGGGUGACUCCAUCAAGGCAAUGCAACUCCUCGACAGAUUGCGUCGCCAGGGAGUUGCUGUUUCGUUCGAGGAUGUGAUGCAAAGCGCAAGCCUGAUUGAACUAGUCCAGCGCAUUGAGAGCCAAGUUUCAGUUGAUCCUUCUCUCAAUCAGGUGUCCCGUGUAUAUUCACCUUAUAUGGAUCAGCAGAGACUUUCACGGGUUGGCGUCGACAUAAAAUCGGUGGAAGAUGUGUAUCCGCUAUCUCCUGUUCAGCAAGGAAUUCUUCUGAGCCAGCAGCAAAACCCAGAGAGCUAUCAGCUGCGUAUCACUUGCGAGGUGUUGUCAUCGCUAGGAGAUGAGAUAGAUCAGCAUCGUUUGCUAGAGGCUUGGCAACAGGUUACUGCCCGGCAUCCUGCGCUACGGACUAUCAUGAUUGAGACUGAAACCGAAGACGGCCUGUUCGACCAGAUGGUCCUGGUUGAGAGCAAGGCGAGAAAAAAAUUUAUCAGGACAGAUAAUGCACUGCAACCGCCAGUGGUGUUCAUUGUCUCCACCACAGAGGAUGGCAAGCGCUUCGUCACGAUCGACAUCAGUCACGCCCUGGUCGAUGGAGUUUCCAUCUUGAUCUUGUUCCGAGACCUUUGUCUUGCCUAUGAUGGAAAACUGACGACCGGUCGUACGAUUAAGUACUCUUCGUAUAUCAACUAUAUUCGACAGCUGUCAUUGCAGUCCUCACUGGAAUACUGGACCAAACACUUGGAGGAUGCAAUACCCUGCCACUUUCCCACUCUAAACGACGACCUCCCAGGUGAGAGUCAGCCAGGCGAGCUGAAAAUGGAUAUCCAGGGCAUAGACGCGCUGUCUGAACUUUGCGCGGCGAAAAACUUCACGCCAGCCACUGUCUUCCAAGCCGCAUGGGCCCUGCUACUUCAGACCUAUACGGGGCAGGAUGAUGUCUGCUUUGGCUAUCUCACUGCAGGGCGCGAGAUGCCCGUGGCUGAGAUCAGCGAUGCAGUUGGUGUGUUUAUCAACAUGAUGGUCUAUCAUACGAAGCUCUCUCCCGAGAGCACGGUGGCUUCUCUUGCGAAGGAAAUCCAGCAGAGCUUUAUGGGGGGCCUUCCCCAUCAACACUGUUCUGUAGCCGAAAUCCAGCAUGCCUUAGGGCUCUCGAAGCCAUUAUUCAACACUAUAAUGUCCUUACAGAGUGCCUUAGGAGAGGAUUUAUUUGGAGGAGAACCUGACGGGAAGCUAGGCUUCAAGGUGGUAGAUGAAUUGGACCCAACAGAGUAUGAUGUCUCGAUAAAUAUUUUUGUCUCCAAGGAACGAGUUUCUUCGACCCUUCGAUAUUACCGGGCGACCUUGAGCGAUGCCAUGGCUGAAAAUGUCCUCGCAACAUUUUGCCGGGCGAUUGAUAUCAUUGUCCAUGAACACGAAUCCGUGUUAAGUGGCUUGGACAUGAUGAGCGACAGUGAUAAAUCUCAAAUUGCACGCUGGAAUCACCACCAAUGGGCCGAUUUCCACGUAUGUGUUCAUGAUUUGAUUUCCGAACAAGCGCUCGCGCGACCACAGGUAGUCGCCAUUGACGCCUGGGAUGGCAGAUUUACUUAUGAAGAGCUUGAUUCUAUCACUAGUGAUCUUUCUCGACUGCUGGUGCUAAAUGGUGUCAAGCCAGAGUCUCUGGUCCCCAUUGGAUUUUCUAAAUCCCGCUGGACUGUUGUUGCUCAGUUGGCCACGUUGAAGGCGGGAGGUGCGUGUGUUGCCUUUGAUCCGGAGCACCCCAGAAACCGACGGGAGCAAAUGGUUCAACAAUGCGAUGCUACUACCGCCAUUGUCGCAGAAGGCAGUGAGUUUCUAUUCGAAGGGCUGGUACCACAUGUGAUCAUCCUCGGGGCGAAGACCAUCCGCACCUUACUCCAGGGCCAGAAAGAGUUGACCCUUCCGUCGGCUGCGCCUGCGGUUUCGCCCUGGAAUCCUGCUUUUGUUGUCUUCACGUCUGGCAGUACGGGUAAACCAAAGGGAAUUGUCUUAGAACACCAUGCAAUUUGUAGCAGUGCAAAGGCACACGGUCCCGCCAUGAACUAUGGCCCAGAUGCGCGGGUACUACAGUUCGCCUCGUACACAUUUGAUGUCAGUAUCGGUGAGACCUUCACUUGUCUGAUGAGCGGUGGCACGCUUUGCAUUCCCAGCGAGUAUGAACGGAUGAACGAUUUGGCCGGAGUCAUCAACAGAAUGAACGCCAAAGUUGUAUACCUCACGCCUUCGGUAGUGAGUCUGCUACAUCCCUCCGAAGUCCCCGGGGUCCAUACCCUGGCCCUGGGAGGUGAAGCGUUGCGAGAAAACAAUAUCACAACUUGGGCCGAGCACACCAAUCUAGUGAAUAUCUACGGCCCAGCCGAAUGUUCCGUGUGGUCGACAGGCCUGCAAAAGGUCCCAAAAUCUGCAUCUCCUCGUAAUAUUGGCUAUGGUCUCGGUGCAAGAAUUUGGAUCACCAGUGUGGAAGAUCCAAACACUCUGUGUUCAAUUGGUGCUGUAGGUGAGCUUUUAAUCGAAGGACCAGUUGUUGCCCGUGGAUACUUGAAAGACGACGAGAAAACCCGCGAUGUGUUCAUUCCACCCCCUGCAUGGUGGUCAAACUAUCAAAGCUCAGAUUGUGACCAUGAAUUUAAGAUUUAUCGAACUGGUGAUCUUGCGAGGUACAACUCCGACGGUACUAUCCAUUUCAUUGGUCGUCGGGACCAUCAGGUCAAGCUACACGGGCAGCGUGUCGAAAUGGGCGAGAUCGACCGGACGUUGUUGAUGCACGAGAAGGUUCAUAAUGCCCUAGCCAUAAUUCCAACCAAUGGUCGACUGGCUGGUAAGCUGGUGGUGGUGUUGAGCUUGAAUGGCGAGGUUCAUGCUCUCCGCAAGGCUGUAAUCGAGUUGCGAGGGGAUUCCAAUUUUGAUAUAGCACCUGUGAGAGACUGGCUUGUCACUAGGCUGCCUGCCUACAUGAUACCUUCCACUUGGCUUGUUCUUCAUUCCAUCCCAGUCACCAAAAAUGGAAAGUCUGAUCGUCCAGCCGUGGUUGCCUGGGUCGAGGGCUUGGUGGAGAUCGAUGACAACUCGACACCAAUUUACAGCCCAGAUGGCCUUGGUAUUGGUCCGAUUAACCAGAUGGAAACGGAUAUCAGGGAGGUGGUCAGCUUGGUGCUGAAUGUUCCGCUGUUGGAAGUUUCUAUGAACCGCAGCUUCAUGGCCUUGGGAGGAGAUUCAAUUACUGCAAUGCAGACCUCCUCCCGAUCCCGAGCCCGUGGCAUACGGUGUGCAGUCAAGAGUAUUUUGAAGAGCAAAUCAAUCCGUCAGAUUGCCUCCGAAGCAACGAUUAUCUCCAAUUCGAUGGAAUCAACGAAGAGUGACAGUCAAGCUUUCCGUCUCCUGCCAAGUUUGCGUCCAUCUGACCUCGAUGAAUGGGUCAAACGAUUGGGAUACGCAGGUCUUUCCAACGUUGAAGAUGCCUAUCCCUGCUGUCCAAUGCAGGAAGGUAUUCUGAUCAGUCAAGCACAGACUCCCGAGACUUACAAGUUCUCGGCUAUCUGUGUUAUCCGGGGAGUGGACAAGACGAAGCCAUUAGAGGUGAGCCGGCUCCACAGGGCAUGGAAACGUGUCGUCGCGAGCCAUCCUGUCUUGCGCACCUUUUUCCUUGAGGGUCUACCAGGAGAUGCAAUGUACAGUCAAAUUGUACUCAAGGAAUAUACUCCCAGAAUUGAGAUCGCAAACAGCCUAAAUAGUCUGUUCAGUUAUCAUCAAGAAUACCCCGUUGAUUACAAUGAGUCCGUGCCUCCGCACCGGAUGACUGUCUUCGAGAAGAAAGACGCGCUAUACUUCAAUCUGGAGAUAAGCCACACUUUGAUUGACGGUGCAUCAAUGCCCCUUCUGCUGGGCGAUAUCAGAGCAGCGUAUGACAGCGAGAUCCCCCCUGGGCCUCUCUUUUGUGACUAUAUCGAUUUCUGGCAGCAACAGUCUCGGGAGACCACGACUGCAUUUUGGACUAAAUACCUGGAUCAUGUGCAGCCAUCCAUGUUCCCAUUUCUACUAGAUAGCCAUGUCACAGAAAAGGCGCUCCGUGUGGUCAACAUGCCAGUUACUGAGCACAUGCUAUCCAAACUGAACAAAUUCUGCAAGGACAAUGAGUUGACAAUUGCAAAUGUCUUCCAAACAGCCUGGGCCCUGGUUCUGCGAGCUUACACCAGAAGUGUAGACGUGGUAUUUGGAUAUCUAUCAUCAGGGCGCGAUGCUGACGGCCUCGAAUUGGAUCACGCUGUUGGUCCAUUUAUCAACAUGCUGCCCUGUCGGAUCGAAGUCCAGGAUUCCUCUACAUUGAUUGAAACUGUGAGAAAAAUCAGUACCGAUUUUUUAAACUCUCUGCCACAUCAACACAUAUCGUUAGCAGAAGUCCAACACCGUUUGCGACUCUCUGGAGAGCGUCUAUUCAACACAACCCUCUCACUGCAACGCUCGAUGGUAGAAUCCGAUGAAAGAAGCAGCAGCAUCGUUGUCGAGUAUCUGGGUGGUUUGGAUCCAACUGAGUACGACUUGGGAGUGAGCAUCACUGUUGGAGAUGGUACCAUCAAUGUUGAUAUCAAUUACUGGACGAGUUUCAUGUCGGAUGAGAAGGCUACCAUGUUGGCUUCAACUUUCAACACUAUUCUUGCUAAUCUGCUAGCCUCACCAAGCAAGAAAAUCCGAGACUUUGACUUGAUCGGCGACAAACAACACCAAUACUUGAUGGCUCUCAAUGAAAAUGGGAAAGUUCCAGAGGCCAUCACAGGAUGCAUCCAUGAUGAGGUCCACCAACAAGCUCUUACCCAUCCAUCUGCACCAGCCGUUGAGUCUUGGGACGCAUCACUCACGUACUUGCAGUUGGAUCAAUUUUCUGACAAGUUAGCGACCAAGCUUGCCGCUAUUGGGGUUGGACCUGAACAUGUGGUGGCCCUUUGCUUUGACAAAUCAGCCUGGGCGGUCGUGGCGAUGUUGGCAGUUCUCAAGGCCGGUGGUGCGUAUACGUCCAUGGGCCCAUCUCAUCCUAGAUCUCAUCUGGCACAAGUUAUCCUGGCUACAAAUAGCCUUGUCGUCCUAGCAGGAUCAAAGUCGUACGGAAGCUUGGUAGGUGACCUAGUGGAUCAUGUCAUUGUGGUUGAGCCUUCUCUAUUCCCAUUGCUUCCUGAGCACAAUGCGGAAAUCAUCCAAAAGUCCUCUCCGGAUAAUGCUGCGAUGAUCAACUUCACCUCAGGUAGCUCGGGAAAACCAAAAGGUAUUGUGGUUUGCCACAGCAGUGUACGGUCUAUGAUAGCCCACAACGCGGACAUGGGCAUUGAUCGAUCUACUCGUGUCCUACAAUUCUCUGCUUACACGUUUGAUACCAGCAAUGGCGAGAUUUUCUUUACCCUUUGCGUCGGAGGUUGUGUUUGCAUCCCAUCGGAAGACGACCGGCUUACUGAUUUGGCUGGGGCCGUGACACGAUUGGGGGUAAGCUAUGCAUUCCUGACUCCCUCUCUGGUCAUCUCCCUUUCACCAGAGACGCUUCCCACAUUGAAGACACUAGUUCUUAUCGGUGAAACCGUUCCCACCGAUCUUCCGCGCAAAUGGCAAGGCCACGUUCACUUACUCAACAGUUAUGGCCCAGCUGAAUGCACAGUGAUGUCCUCCUUCGCUGUAUUGGAGGAUGGAGCGCCAGUGACCAGUAUUGGACGAGGCCACGGAUGCCUUUUGUGGGUUGCAGAUCCGGAUGACAGCCAGAGACUGGUUCCUGUCGGCUGUGCUGGGGAGCUGCUUAUCGAGGGACCCAUUGUCACACGCGGCUACCUGGAUCCGAAGUUGACCUCGAAAUCGUUCAUCCCCACUCCAGCAUGGCGCGGAGAAACGCUUAGUGGAUCUCGAAUGUACAGAACGGGAGACCUUGUUAGAAUUCUUACCGACGGAAAUAUGCUGUUCCUAGGCAGAGCUGAUGGCCAGAUCAAACUGAACGGACAGCGUAUCUCCACAUGGGCCAUCGAGGAGGAUAUCGGUCGUCACUCUUUGGUUCACCAGACUGCUCUUGUCGUUCCUAGCCAGGGACAAUGCAAGAAGAAGCUUGUUGCACUGGUGGCAUUUGAGAAUGAUGUACCCAUUCAGGAUGUUUUCACGGACGAGGUGGUACCUUUUAGUGACGAUGCCAACAAGGAGCAAGUUAUUGACGAAAUCAUUUCCAUUCGAGAUCAUCUCGCAGAAGCUCUGCCAAGUUACAUGAUGCCAUCCGUCUGGCUGCUGUGCUCCAGUCUUCCUUUGACUGCAUCACGAAAGCUUGACAGGCUUAAGGUCAAGGGCUGGGUGGAGGGUAUGGAUCAGCAAACAUAUUUCAAUGCACUCGCGGAGAAGAAGAAACAGGCUAAUCUGAUUGAUACCGGUACUCCCAAAUCCGAUGCGGUGGAGCGUUUGCAGGAGAUUGUCGGUCGUGUUCUGAAUCUGCCGCUGAGCCAAGUGUCUAUUCAGCGAUCCUUCUUUAAUCUUGGCGGUGACUCGAUUACUGCCAUGCAACUGGUGGUGACGUGUCGAAAUGAGGGACUGAAGCUGCUCUUCAAGGAUGUAAUGCGCAGUGUUAGUAUCAGGGCCCUGGCUGACUUUGUGCAGGUGGUUGAUCACAUUAAAGUGCACCACCACAGAGACCAGUUAGAUACGCCGUUUGACCUGACCCCCAUCCAGCAAUUUUAUUUCCAAAACAUAUCCCAAGGAAGUCAUGAAGAAGCUGUGAAUCAAUUCAAUCAGAGUUUUCUCUUCCGAUUGACCUCAAACGUGCCUGCGGAGCAAUUGAAGGAUGCAAUUGACAAGGUUGUCCAGCGUCACUCGAUGUUGCGAGCACGAUUCCGACAGUCAUACAAUUCACAAUGGAAGCAAACUUUGAUUGGACACAGCGAUCUAGCAUAUCGAUUCAGGCAACACACGGUGAAUAGCGAACAAAAGGCGCUCGAUUUGGCACUGCAUUCGCAGGAACAACUCGAUAUCCAGAAUGGUCCUGUCUUCGGCGCGGAGUACUUUUCAAUUCCGGGCCAGAGUCCGCUAUUCUUCCUAGUGGCUCACCAUUUGGUCAUUGAUUUAGUUUCAUGGCGCAUCAUCUUUCAAGAACUCCAAGAUUCAAUUGUUGGAGAGGUCGCUCAAGCACCCACUCCUCCAUUCUCCUUCCAGCAGUGGCAGCAACUGCAGGCCGAAUAUGCCGCUGAACAUCUUCUGCCAAAUCAAGCUCUGCCUUACAUGAUUCCCAGACCCGACUAUAUUUACUGGGGCAUGGAAGAUGUUCCCAACUUUGCCGGCGACACCAUCCAAAUCUCUGCCAUAUUAGGACCGCGGGAGAGUGAAAUUCUGCUGACUGGUUGUCACCAAACAAUGAGAACAGAGCCCCUUGACAUUCUCAUUGCUUCUCUAUUUGCCUCAUUUGUGAGAACCUUCCAACGAGCUCCACCUGCCAUCUUCAAUGAAGGCCAUGGCCGCCAGCCGUGGAAUAGUGAAAUCGACCUCUCCGAUUCAGUGGGCUGGUUCACUACCAUCUUUCCUUUAUUCUUAUCCGGAUUAGAGCCAACUACACCAAAUGGGGAGAUUGUUCGUGGUGUCAAGGAUCAGCGGCGCACGCUUCCUGCCAAUGGAUGGGCCUAUUUUACCUCAAAAUAUUUGAAUGAGGACGGUGUGAAGGCUUUCGCCGACCACAUGCCUGUGGAAGUCGUGUUCAAUUAUCUCGGAUUAUACCAGGGAUUAGAACGGGCAGAAGGCAUUUUCCAGCUGGUGCCAUUCAACAAGGGCGAUGUUGGAUCAGCGGUGCAACGUUACGCGCUGUUCGAGAUCAAUGUCUACGUGAUCAAUGGGUCUAUCCAUAUCUCUUUCACAUUUAAUCGUCACAUGAAGCACGUGGACCGUAUACACAAGUGGCUUGAGAACUACGCGGCCUCUUUGCGGGAUCUUUCACAAGAUCUCGCUGCGAGUAACUUAACUCUCACUAAGAGUGACUAUCCCCUCCUCGACAUUUCAUAUCCUGAAUUGGAUAAGUUGCAGAACUCAAGAAUACCUCAGCUGGAGUUCACUUUGGACGAUAUCGAGGACAUUUAUCCAUGCUCGCCACUACAAACCGGCAUCUUGCUCAGUCAGCUUCGUCUUGAGGACACCUAUCUCUACCACGCCAUCAUGCGAAUGGACUCUUGCGCCGGCCUUCCUCUCAAUGCAAGACAACUGGCUGUGGCAUGGCAGCAAGUUGUUGAUCGUCACACAAUCUUGCGUACUAUUUUCCUCGAAGGGAUCACACGGCAGCCGUUUGACCAAAUGGUUCUCCACCGCCACCGUCCCGAAUCUCCAAUCCUCACUGCGGAGUCCAACAUCCAAGCGCUUGAACUUCUCAAAGGCUAUAAACCUCUGGUACCAUUAGUCAAUAAACCACCCCAUCGCUUCAUUGUGGUGCAAUGUGCAGAAGGCCCGGUCUACUUCCGGCUUGACAUGAGCCAUGCUCUUCUGGAUGGAACUUCAAUGUCGGUACUAAUUAGUGAUCUCACAUUUGCCUACGGCAACCAGCUCUCCGCCCCAACGGCUAUCCCCUACAGUGAUUAUAUUGCAUACAUCCAAUCACAGCCUCCAGUGGAUGGCCUCAAGUUCUGGACAGACCAUCUGGCAGAUGUCAAGCCAUGCCAUUUCCCUUCUUUGCUAGUUUCAAGCGAAGUGGAACCGCAGAUGAAAGCGAUCAAUGUCAUAAUUCCUGAUCAUUUGGAGGUGCGUGCUUUCUGUCAAGAGAACAACGUCACGCUGGCCAAUGUGAUCCGGUUGGCAUGGUCCCUGGUCCUUGCUGCAUAUACAGGAGAAGAGCAUGUCUGCUUCGGUUACCUCACUGCGGGCAGAGAGAUUCCUUUGCCAGGCGUGGAAAGUGCCGUCGGUCCUUUCAUCAAUAUGCUGGUUUGUGCUAUAAAUCCUGGGCAAAUCAGCCAAAAGUCAGUUGUUGUGGAGUUGCAAGACCUACACGAUGAAUACGUCAAGAUGCUCCCGUAUCAACAUGUCGGCUUGGCCGAAAUUCAGCAUGCACUAGGCGUGACUGGCCAGGCAUUGUUUAACACAGUUGUCAGCUUCCAACGCCGUGAUGUUGGAAUGCUGGUGUUGGAUGAUCUGCAAAUGACAUAUCUCGAUGGCCUUGAUCCGACAGAGUACGAUAUCAGUGUCAAUGUUGCUGAUACCGACCACGGUUUUACGGUUGAUCUGGGCUAUCUGACUUCUCGACUUUCCCCGGAAUAUGCAAUCCCUGUUGCAGGAGCUCUCUCCGCUGCUCUUUCAUCAAUUGUGUCUGGGCCUUCAUCUACGAUAGACUCGAUUGAUAUUUUCGGCGUCACGGACCACAAGCAGGUCUCUGAUUGGAAUUCCUCUAGGCCUCCGAUUGUGGAUGACUCUCUGCAUUCACUAUUUCAGCGAAAUGCAAUGUUAUAUCCAGAAGCACCAGCCAUUGCCUCCUGGGAUGAUCACAUGACCUAUGCGGAGCUGGACAAGAAGUCAUCCCAGCUCGCCUAUCUCCUCCUCAAAAUGGGCGUAGGGUCGGAGGACCUCAUUCCAAUUUGCUUUGAUAAGUCAACUUGGGCAAUAGUUUCCAUGCUUGGUGCUCUUAAAGCGGGGGCAGGCUUUGUGCCUUUGGACCCCUCCAGUCCAGCAAGUAGACUACAGCUGAUCAUACAGCAGACAGCUUCGACGUUGGUGUUAGCAUCUGAGAAUAAGCUGGCUUUGGUCGUCGAUUUAGUGCCAGAGGUGCUGGUAGUUUCCGCACGUGCCAGCAUCUGGGAUGAGGAAAAUUCCGACGUAUUGAAUGACCGGGUUUCGCCCCUGAGUGUCGCAUAUGUUCUAUUCACCUCGGGCAGCACUGGCACUCCAAAAGGUGUUGUGAUGCAGCACGCGGCAGUCAGUACCAGCGUGAUCCACCAUGGAAAAGAAAUUGGAUGCAACUCUGCCACGCGAAUGUUCCAGUUUGCAGCAUUUACCUUCGAUGCAUGCAUUCUGGAGAUAUUCACGACCCUGGCCUACGGUGGGUGUAUCUGUAUCCCAUCUGAUGCCGAAAGAAUGAGUGAUAUCGCAGGCGCCAUGGCUAGAUUGAACGCCAAUACCUCUUUCCUCACUCCUUCCGUUGUGCGUCUUCUUCGACCAGAGCAAGUUCCCACUUUGCAGACACUUAUUCUUGGAGGAGAGGCACUGCACGAAGACAACAUCCAAAUCUGGGCAGAGAGCCUGCGUCUCAUGAAUGGCUAUGGGCCAACUGAAACCUGCGUCUUCUGUGUCAUGAAGACCUUCAAGGACAAGAAUGACAGGUGCGAUAUCCUAGGUCGUGCUGUUGGCUCUGUUGCCUGGAUCACUCGCCCAAACAACCAUGAGCAGUUGGCUCCUGUUGGAGCCGUUGGCGAGCUCUUGGUGCACGGCGGCACAUUGGCUCGAGGCUACCUCCAUGAGAAAACAAAAACCGAUCAAGUCUUCAUUGCAAAUCCGGCUUUCUAUUCGACGACGGAUAAUUCCAUUCAAAGGUUUUACAAGACCGGGGACUUGGUUCGCUAUAACAUCGAUGGUACCAUCACAUACUUGGGCCGCAGAGACACACAAAUCAAGCUCCGCGGUCAACGAAUUGAGCUCUCCGAGAUCGAACAUCAGAUCAAUCGUCACUCGGCAUCGAGAGCCCAAAUCGCGGUCGAGGUUGUUGUCCCUCGCGGAGACAAAGCUCAAGCCCUCCUAGCUGUUUUCGCCUUCAAGCCAGUUAGGCUGGCAGGCAGUGAGCUCCUUGGAGAAGUCACUGCGGAGACAAGAGCCUGGGCAUUGGAUCUCAAGGCUCAGCUCGCUCGGGUACUUCCGCCAUACAUGCAACCAUCUCUUUAUGUUCCCACCAAUUGGAUGCCAACAACGUCUGCACAGAAGUUAGACCGGAAGUCCCUUCGCAAUGCGGUGGCCAAGCUAACUGACGGUCAAUUAAAGGGUUACUCCCUUCGUGAAGACGGUCGCCGGGCGCCUGACACUGUAUCUGAGAAGAAGGUGCAGAAACUCUGGCAUCGUGUCCUCAAGAUUUCAAUGGAUGAAAUCCGAUCAGAGGACAACUUCUUCCAGAUGGGCGGAGAUUCAAUUGCAGCAAUGAAAAUAGCCGCUACUACGGAUGAGGACUUCCCCAUCACCGUCAUGGAUAUCUUCCAGUAUCCAGUUCUGUCCGAGUUGGCUGCCGUCAUGGCGGCCAAAGGGUUCUCCAACGGCCACAACCGUCUGUCUUUGAAACAAUUUGUACUACUGGAUACCGUUGCUGAGAUUUUUGAAAUCGUGGAUGAAAUUAGCCAGCAAUAUCUCAUCCAAUCCGAGUCCAUCGAAGACAUCUACCCAUCUAGUCCUCUUCAAGAGGGUAUGAUGGCGCUUUCCAUGCUCAACCCCAAAUCGUACAUACUGCGACGAGUUUUCCGCCUUCGUCCUACUCUGGAUGUUGCUCGAUUCAAGUGUGCCUGGGAGCUAGCUGCCGAGAAGAACCCGAUACUGCGCACGCGCUUCGUACCAACCCCAAAUGCCGGAUUUGUGCAGGUUGUGGUGAAAGGCAGUAUUGACUGGACGAGAGCAGCAGACCUGGAGCAGUACCUAGAACGGGACACAACCGAAGGAAUGGUAUACGGGGCUCCGCCAGUGCGCUAUGGUCUCACAGAAGACGGCUUUUUCAUCUGGACCGCACAUCACGCUGUGUACGAUGGCUGGUCAUUGCCGUUAAUUCUCAGUCAAGUCCAGUGCGCUUACGAGCACGGUCACUGCCCUGACUCCACGCCAUUCAAUACCUUCAUCAAGCAUCUGCAAGACACAGAUCCUCAAUCCAGUCAAUCUUUCUGGGCAGAGCAACUGUCCGGCCCCCAUCUCUCGACAUUUCCUGAGCUGCCCUCCUUGUCAUACCAACCUUCUGUUCGAAGCAAGCUGCGGCACGAAAUCCUUGUGCCGCACCUUGAAGACUCCACCAUCCUCACAACCACAAUCUUGCGAGCUGCAUGGGGCCUACUUCUUUCGCGAUAUGCAGAUAACGAUGAUAUUAUAUUCGGCAUGACUCUCUCUGGUCGCAAUGGUCCAGUUUCUGGCAUUGAUACCAUGAUCGGUCCCACCAUCACGACGGUGCCGGUGCGGAUGAAAUUCGCUCCUGGGCUCACUGUCAGUGACUUCCUUACCCAGGUUCAGCAACAGUAUACGGAGAUGAUCCCUCAUGAGCAUUUCGGCUUGCAAAACAUUGCUGGCAUCAGCUCGGAUUGCGCCAGGGGAAUCAAAUUCCAGAAUUUAUUCGUCAUACAACCAAUAUCUGACGCCACUGAGGCUGAGGAUUUCUUCCCUGGUGUAGAAGAGGUUGAGCUACCCCUAGAAGACUUUGACAGUUAUCCCCUGGUAGUUGAAUGCUUCGUCGCCCAUGACAAAAUCAUCAUUGAGGCCCGACAUGAUGAGAACAUUCUCUCCACCUGGCAGGUGCAGACUAUGAUGCACCAUUUCGAUCACAUCCUUAAACAAGUCACGCAAGCUCACACCCAGGAAGCGCAAGUAGCCUCUGUGGACCUCUUCGGCGCGCAUGAUCUCCAGCAGAUCAUCAGGUGGAAUAGGCAGUAUCCCGAAGCUGUCGAUUUGACAGUACCAGUGGUCUUUGCCGAGCAGGUCUCGCAACAGCCAGAGGCCUUGGCUGUUGAUGCUUGGGAUGGGCGUCUGACAUACAGUGAACUUGACCACCUUUCAACGGCCCUUGCUCGCUAUCUCGUCUCCGUAGGAGUCGUCUCAGAGGCUCUCGUACCUCUGUGCUUUGACAAGUCGCGAUGGGCUGUGGUUGCUCAGAUGGCUGUCAUGAAAGCCGGCGGUGCUUGUGUCAAUCUCGAUCCUGCGCACCCCCAAUAUCGUCAUGAAACCAUUGUUGAAGAUGCUCAGGCCACCGUCCUUCUAACGAACCCUCGUCAUGCCGAUGUCAUCCGAACUUCCGCGGUGUUGCAGACGGUGGUUGUGACAGAAGGCUUCAUUUCAAGUCUAAAAGAUUUGACCCACGAGCUGCCGAUUGUCAGUCCCCGAAAUAUUGCCUAUGUGCUUUUCACUUCCGGAAGCACUGGCAAACCCAAGGGCAUCGUCAUUGAGCAUGGCUCGCUCUGCUCAAGUUCCAAAGCCCAUGGAACACGCUGGGGGAUUGGCCCCGGGACUCGACUCCUGCAAUUCGCUGCGUAUACAUUUGAUGUCAGCUGUGCGGAUAUCUUUACCACGUUGCAAAGGGGUGGUUGUAUUUGUAUACCAUCGGAGGAGCAGCGUCUAAAUGAUCUAUCGGGGGCAAUCAACACCUUCCAGUGCAACUGGGCCUUCUUGACUCCCACCAUCGCUGCUCUACUCCCGGCAGAUAAUCUCCCGUCACUGAGAACUCUGGUUCUCGGCGGUGAAGCUUCCACGCGUGACACAAUUGCCAAGUGGCACAGUGUCCUCGAUCUCAUUGUUUGCUACGGUCCCGCAGAAUGCUCGGUAUACUGCUCUGGUGCUCCUCCAGCAAUCGCAGCCAGUGACCCGGCAGACCUGGGUGCAGCCAUUGGCUCUCUCUAUUGGAUCGCCCACCCGCAGGACUCCAACCGCCUUACGCCCCUGGGCUGUGUUGGAGAACUGCUUCUGCAAGGUCCAACGGUGGCUCGAGGCUAUCUUCAUGAUACCGAAAAGACAGCUCAGGCAUUCAUCUCGAACCCCGUGUGGGCACCCCUUCCGGAUUCUCGAUUCUAUCGCACUGGUGACCUGGUUCGCUACAAUGAAGAUGGCACGAUCCGGUUCGUAGGUCGCAAAGACACCCAAGUCAAGGUCCGUGGCCAGCGCGUGGAACUUGGUGAAAUCGAGCAUGCUAUUCGUCUUGCAAUGCCCACUCUCGCCCACGCGACCGUAGAUGCGGUGCAAGAUCCUAAUCGUCCCCGGCAGAUUCUGGUGGCUUUCUUGCAUUAUAGCAAUCAGAGUGGCCCUGUCGAGGUCAAGAACAUAUCCGACGAACUACAAGAAGAGCUCGUCACCCUUCAACAGACCCUUGGUCAACAUCUUCCAUCAUACAUGGUCCCAUCCAUGUUCAUCCCCCUAUCUCGUGUGCCUUUGACCAUGAAUUCCAAAGCUGAUCGUCGACAAUUACGCGAACUGGUGAUUUCCCUGUCUCAAAAGGAUAUUUUGGCAUUUUCCCUGGCCAACAGCAUGAAGCAGGAGCCGAGCACGCUGAUGGAAAUGCAGCUUCGCGCACUAUGGGCAAAGGUCUUACAGGUUGAAGAACACUCCCUGGGCAAGAAUGAUCAUUUCCUUCGAUGCGGUGGAGAUUCCAUUAUCGCGAUGAAGCUCACAAGUCACGCAAGAUCUGCGGGCUUCAGCUUGACCGUCCAGGAUAUCUUCCAAACUCCAGUUCUCGGGGAGAUGGCGGCCCUCAUGUCCCGAAACACACUGCAAGUUAUUUCGCCGCGGUCGGCGGUACCGUACACUCCUUUCUCUCUCCUCGGGGAUGUCUCCCUCUCAGAUUUGCUUCCCGGCAUGGUGGUCUCAACACACCCGGAGAAUAUCAUAGACGUUCUCCCUGCGUCGGAUUUCCAGUUAUCUGCAAUUUCCCACUCCAUGAUGAAGACUCAUGGCUUGGUGAAUUACCUCUUCCUUGACGGUGAAGGCGAGGUCCCAUGGGACCGAGCAUUCAUUCAAGAAGCAUGGGGCCUCUUCCUCCAAGCCCACCAAAUCCUCCGCACUGUAUUUGCCGCCCACAGAGACCGCUUCUACCAGGUGGUGCUCCAGGAAGUCGUGCAGCCUAUUGAGUGGUAUGAGGUGAAAGGAGAGAUAGAACCGUUCUCUCUCAAUUUGUGCAAAGAAGAUGUCGACAAGCACCUGCCGUUGGGCACUCCAUUGACCCAGUUGACUGUUGUCAGUAACCAAAAACGUCAUCGAAUCAUUCUCCGGGUCUCUCAUGCCCAAUACGAUGGUGUCUGUCUGCCGCGGAUCUGGCAGAGUUUCCAAGACGUCCUCUCCGGUCGCACGCCUGCCCCGGAGGUUCCAUUCUGCCAGUUCAUUGCCAACAUCCAACUUGGUAGCCAGGACUCCCAAACAUACUGGCGGGAAUUCUUAUCGGACUCCACUGUGACCACUAUUGUUAAGCAAUCUAAACCGCAAUAUCGGAAUGUGUACGACCUUCACCUGACCCGGACAAUCCCCAUUACCUCCCAGUCCGGCUCGGGAAUCACCUUCGCAACCGUUUUGAAGACUGCCUGGGCGUUGGUCCUCUCAUCAGUGUCGGGCAGUGCCGACGUCGUCUUUGGCCAUGUCAUUUCAGGUCGGAACAUCCCUCAAAUCAAUAUCGAGCAGGUGGUUGGUCCGUGCCUCAACAUCCUCCCUACCCGUGUCAUAAUUGACCCGUCCUCGAGCUUGAGUGAUCUUCUGGACACCGUGCAAGCUCAACAUACUGCUCAUAUGGCCCACGAAUCGAUGGGCACCCGUGACAUUAUCCGAAAGUCUAGCCCAUGGCAACCUUCCACUCGCAUGGCCACUAUCGUGCAGCAUCAAAACAUUGACCAAGAUGCAACGGUGAGUCUGAACAAUCAGAACUAUUCGGUUGGAGAUUUCUGUCCCGCAGCGGAUGAGGCGGACAUUGCGAUCAAGACCACCCCCCUUGACAACAACCAGAUUGAGGUUCUUCUCAUCACCUCGGCGAAAUCAGUUGGGGAGUCCGUGGCAGCGGCCCUUUUGGAUCGUCUUUGUAACACGAUUCAGGCUAUCUGUAACUCAACAGAUGCGCCAGUCGCAGUCUCCCAAUUGACUCAUUCAGAGGCCGUUCUUCCCUUGUCAAGUCCAGGGGUCUCCAACGAGGUGCAUGAUGACUCUGCCGUCAGUCGCGUCGACGGAAUUCCAUCUUUGGAGACUAGUAAAUUGUCUGCCAUUUAUGCCAGCUGGCGGGAGGUUCUUGCUCGGCCUGAAUUACCGCUGGACCUGGAAUCCGACUUCUUCGCCGUCGGUGGUGACCUUGUCUCGAUCGCGUUGUUGACCGCCUUCUGGCAGCGCCAGGGACAUCGGGUUGCUGUCGAGGAUCUCUGGGACAACUCGCAAGUCCGUGAAAUGCUGGAGUUCUUGGUCCAGUCGCAUCUCUAA